Molecule: messenger RNA, 4515 nt
Organism: Dama dama (fallow deer)
Lineage: Eukaryota; Metazoa; Chordata; Mammalia; Artiodactyla; Cervidae
Gene: LRSAM1
Product: leucine rich repeat and sterile alpha motif containing 1
Exons: 26
Coding region: 401-2575 (724 amino acids)
Molecular function (GO): protein binding
Source: RefSeq, a predicted model, not a curated record
CGCCGGAUAUAGACCCGAAAGCACGACUGUCGCGAGAACUGCUGUCUCCGCCCAACCUUCCAGCGACGCCCUUGCUGCCAUAUUGCUUGUGGGCAGGCACCUGAGGCUAACGGCUGGAGAACCCGGCACCGCGAUUCUGCGGUCUUCGGUCUCAGACUUCGUCAUCCUGGUCUGCAUGACUUUCUGAGAUUCUGAGUUUCAAUCCCCAGUUCCUACGUUUGGAGGAGACCAGACUCUGCUCCGCAGGGAACGUGCAGUGCCCAGCGGCCUGCCAACCCACGUCCAUGACCAAGCCCUGCGAGUGAUCGGCCUGCCUUCACGUCCGCCCCGGGAACGACCAUUAGGGACCUGUUUAUCUGCACAGCAAGUGUGGUGAAGAUCGCUCUAGGAAAAAGGAAGGAUGCCACUCUUCUUCCGGAAGCGGAAACCCAGUGAGGAGGCUCGGAAACGCCUGGAGUACCAGAUGUGUCUGGCAAAAGAAGCUGGAGCAGAUGACAUUCUUGACAUCUCUAAAUGUGAGCUCUCCGAGAUUCCAUUUGGGGCUUUUGCAACAUGCAAAGUUCUGCAGAAGAAGGUGUUGAUCGUCCACACGAAUCUGCUCACCUCCCUGCUCCCUAAAUCCUGCAGCCUCCUGAGUCUCGCCACCAUCAAGGUUCUGGAUCUUCAUGAUAACCAGCUGACAGCCCUUCCCGAAGACACAGGGCAGCUGACGGCCCUGCAGGUCUUGAACGUGGAAAGGAAUCAACUGACCUAUCUCCCACGUUCCAUUGGGAACCUGAUCCAGCUCCAGACCCUCAAUGUGAAAGACAACAGGCUGAAGGAGCUGCCGGACACGCUGGGGGAGCUCCGGAGCCUGCGCACUCUGGACAUCAGUGAGAAUGAGAUUCAGAGGCUGCCCCGGAUGCUGGCGCACGUCCGGACCCUGGAGACCCUGAGCCUCGACGCGUUGUCCAUGGUCUACCCCCCGCAGGAGGUGUGCAGCACGGGCACUGAGGCCAUUCAGCAGUUCCUCUGCAAAGAGUCAGGGCUGGAGUACUACCCCCCGUCUCAGUACCUGCUGCCAGUCCUGGAGCAGGAUGGAGCUGAGAACGCCCUGGACAGCCCUGACGGGCCCAGGGACAGGCUCUGCAGGGAGGAGGCGGAGUGGCAGAAUAGGUUCUCAGACUAUGAGAAGAGGAAGGAACAGAAGAUGCUGGAGAAACUCGAGUUCGAACGGCGCCUGGAGCUCGGGCAGCGAGAGCACGCCCAGCUCCUCCAGCAGAGCAACAGCCAGAAGGAUGAGAUCCUUCAGACGGUCAAAGAGGAGCAGUCCCGGCUGGAGCAGGGCCUGAGCGAGCACCAGCGCUUCCUGGACGCAGAGCGUCAGCGGCUGCAGGAGCAACUGAAGCAGACAGAGCAGAGCAUCUCCAGCCGGAUCCAGAAGCUCCUGCAGGAGAACCGGAGGCAAAAGAAAAGUUCCGAGAUUCUGAAGUCUCUGGAAAACGAAAGAAUAAGAAUGGAACGGUUGAUGUCCAUAACGCAGGAGGAGGCGGAGAGCCUGCGGCGCCGUGAGAUCGCCUCCGCCAUGCAGCAGAUGCUGACCGAAAGCUGUAAGAGCCGGCUCGUCCAGAUGGCCUACGAGUCUCAGAGGCAGAACUUGGUCCAGCAGGCUUGUUCCAGCAUGGCUGACAUGGAUGAGCGGUUCCAGCAGAUUCUUUCGUGGCAACAGAUGGAUCAGAACAAAGCCAUCAGCCAGAUCCUGCAGGAGAGCGCGAUGCAGAAGGCAGCCUUCGAGGCUCUCCAGGUGAAGAAGGACCUGAUGCAUCGGCAGAUCCGAAAGCAGAUUAAGUUAAUAGAAACUGAGUUAUUGCAGCUGACACAGCUGGAGUUAAAGAGGAAAUCCCUGGACACAGAGGCACUGCAGGAGAUGAUCUCGGAGCAACGCUGGGCCCUGAGCUCACUGCUCCAGCAGCUGCUCAAGGAGAAGACGCAGCGAGAAGAGGAGCUCCGGGAGAUCCUGACAGAGUUAGAAGCCCAAAGCGAAACCAAGCAGGAGAAUUACUGGCUGAUUCAGUAUCAGCGGCUCUUGAACCAGAAACCCUUAUCCUUGAAGCUGCAGGAAGAAGGCCUGGAGCGCCCGCUGGUGGCCCUCCUGGUGGAGCUGUCGGCCGAGCACUACCUGCCCAUCUUCGCCCACCACCGCCUCUCACUGGCCAUGCUGAGCCGAAUGGGCCCUGCGGACCUGGCCAAGGUGGGCGUCUCGGAGGCCGGCCUGCAGCAUGAGAUCCUGCGCAGAGCCCAGGAGCUGCUGGACGCGGCCAGGACCCAGCCAGAGCUGCUGAAGGCACCCGAGGGCAGGAUCUUGCCCACAGCCCCUGAGGAGCUGCCCGAGGCAGUGAGGCCCUCGGCUCCCCCGGCAGAGCUGCUGGAGGUGCAGACCUCAGAGUGUGUGGUGUGCCUGGAACGGGAGGCCCAGAUGAUCUUCCUCAACUGCGGCCACGUCUGCUGCUGCCAGCAGUGCUGCCAGCCCCUGCGCAUCUGCCCGCUGUGCCGCCAGGACAUCGCCCAGCGCCUCCGCAUCUACCACAGCAGCUGAGCACCAGCCUCUGCCACCCUCAGGCCCAGGGCUCCGGUUCCCUCCUGUACCCCAUGGGCUGGCCGGGCAGAGACGGGAGCGUUCCUGCCCAAGGACUGAGCAAUUUAAAUCCUGUAGAGGGGCAGGGGGACCCCUCACAGCAGGAUGACAGGGUCUGGGGUGGGAGCAGCGGCAGUCACACCUCUGUCUGAGCAGGACCGAGGGUCCCAGCUGGCUGUGGCAAUCCCAGCCCCUCCCGGAGCCUCAGUGCCCUCCUCAGGGGAACCCAGGCAGCGCUGUCCCACUCAGCAGGGGUGGUGGGAGCGCCGGAGGGCCCCGGCCCAGGGGAGGGGCUGCCACCACGGCCUGUCCUGGGAUCGACUGGCCAGAAGGUGUUCUGUGCAGGCCUGGUGCCCCGAGCAGUGUCAGCCCCUCCUGGCCUCCCUCCCUGCUGCCCCCCACCCGCCCCCUGAGCUCUGGGCCCCUCUGCCCUGCAGACCUGCACCUCCUCUCCCCACGCGGCUCAGAGGCAGACCCUGAGCUUCAAAGACCUGAAGCAGGAACGUCAAUAAACGCGUUUCCAGCCUGCUCCUCCCGAGUCGUCACUGGGCUCUAGUGGAGCCCAGGGAGGGGGAAGUGGGUGUGAGGUGUGUGAAGUUGCCCACACCUCCCUUUUGUAGGUGGAGAGGCCGGGCUCAGGAGGAGGUGGUCUCGGAAAGUCCUCGGAGCAGGUGGGGCCGUGUGGGCCGCCUGUGUGCUGUGUAACCAUUGCCCCAGAUCAGGGGGCCCGAGGCCCUGUAACCGGGACAGCAGCGUCUUAACUCCGAGCCCAUGCAGCUGUGCAGGUUGCUCACUGCACAAGUCCAGAGGGAGCCAUGCUCCUUGUGCUUGCAGGAGAGCUGAACUUGGUCAUGCGUUUUGGGGCAGAUCAUUUUGAGCCAAGGGCAGCUUUCUCUCUGGGCUAGCAGUGGGCCUGCUGGGGCGCCUGGGCUCUGCCUCUAGGUAACUCGGACCCGGGCCAGCCUUCCAGACCCUACGUCCCCACCUGUUCAGUGAGGGACAUCAGGGGAACUGACCUAGGCUGGCGGCCACCAGGGGGCACUGCGCGCUCAUCCUGGGCCCCGCGUUAGAGCCGGCAGGACGUAGGGCCAAGCCCUCUCUCUCCCUGCCUCACUGAGCCAGUCAGUGAACCUGCUUUCCAGGUUCCCCGCCCCACACCCUCCUGAGCUCCGCUCCGCUGAGAGGGGAGAUGGCGGCCUGAGAUGGGCAGGACCACGUUGCAGAGCAGGGCGUUUGGCGGGUCUCCUUGAACCCUCACGAGGCCCUCUCUUAUAGGUGAGCAGUUUGAGACUGGGUUCGGUGACUUGCCAAAGUCAACAGUAGAGACCCGGCUGAGCCCUGGUUUUCUCACCUCCACCCUUGUUGACAGACCUUCAGUCACAGUUCCCCAUCCCCCAAGAUGCCCAUUCAGCAGGGGCAGCCUGUCCCCACCAGCUGGCGGGGCGGGAGGUGUCCCCAUGACCCAGAACCUCCACCCAUCCUCCCCGCCCCCCUGGGCCUCAGUUUACCUACUGGUGUGAUGAUGGUGCCCGUCCCCCAGGUAACGCGCACAGCCCAUGGUAAGCACUCAGGAGUGCUCGCCUUGUGAGCAGGAGUCUUAAACUCUGGCAUCACUGUUUGGAUCCAGUGUGAGCCCGCCCACCAUGGCCAUAAAGCAGCUGCCCUCCCCACUGCCCGAAGCUGCCAGAGGCCCACCCUGCACAGACCCCCCCAGGCAGAGGAAGCUGUCUGAGCUACCAUCAGGCCAGUCACCUCCCUGCUGUGCCCCUCCUUACUGAACCUCAGUUUUCUCCUCUGGAAAGUGGGUUCAUAGGAGCACUCUCUGGUCACAUGCACCCGUACGCAAUGAGCCCCGAAAGUCAAGGUGCACAGGUCCAUCUCCAGCCCAGGUCUCUCACCCA